Molecule: messenger RNA, 741 nt
Organism: Hibiscus syriacus
Lineage: Eukaryota; Viridiplantae; Streptophyta; Magnoliopsida; Malvales; Malvaceae
Product: glutathione transferase GST 23-like
Exons: 2
Coding region: 49-720 (223 amino acids)
Biological process (GO): glutathione metabolic process
Cellular component (GO): cytoplasm
Molecular function (GO): glutathione transferase activity
Source: RefSeq, a predicted model, not a curated record
CCGUUCUCAGCAUCCACCAGAUAUUCGAUCUCAGCAAUCUCCCCUAUCAUGGCGGCCGUGAAACUGCUCGGAACUUGGCGUAGUCCAUACUGUUUCAAAGUAAUUUGGGCUCUGAAACUCAAAGGCAUACCUUACGAAUACAUCGAAGAAGAUGUCUUCGACAAGAGUCCUUUGCUUCUUCAAUAUAAUCAGAUUCAUAAGAAGGUUCCGGUGCUCGUUCAUGACGGGAAGCCGAUCUGCGAGUCCACCAUCAUCCUUCUAUAUAUCGAAGAAACUUGGCCGCAAAAUCCAUUGCUGCCCAUUGAUCCCUACGAGAGAGCCGUUGCUCUGUUUUGGAUUAAAUAUGCCGAUGAUAAGACUCAAUCAAUCCCAAAGAUUUAUCGAACCACCGGGGAAGAACAGGAGCAGGCGGUGAAGGAGUGCUCGGAAAUGUUGGAAACCGUCGAACAACAUGGGCUGAUCGAGGGCAAGAAGUUCUUCGGAGGAGACGAGAUAAACAUGGUGGACAUUGCAUUCUGCAUGGUGGCUCACUGGCUUGGAGUUCUCGAAGAAGUAGCAGGGAUUAAAAUGUUUGAACCACACAAGUUCCCUAAAUUGCACUCAUGGGCCCAAAAUUUCAAGUCAGUCCCUGUAAUCAAAGAGAACUUGCCUGAUGAUGAAAGGAUGUUUGCUUGGUUAAAACACCGGAGAGAGAUGUUGUUGGCACCGAAAUCGAACUAAGGCACUACAAAUAUUGAUUGC